Molecule: messenger RNA, 1973 nt
Organism: Mauremys mutica (yellowpond turtle)
Lineage: Eukaryota; Metazoa; Chordata; Testudines; Geoemydidae
Gene: GABRA2
Product: gamma-aminobutyric acid type A receptor subunit alpha2
Exons: 10
Coding region: 190-1584 (464 amino acids)
Biological process (GO): synaptic transmission, GABAergic; chloride transport; monoatomic ion transmembrane transport
Cellular component (GO): synapse; neuron projection; postsynapse
Molecular function (GO): transmitter-gated monoatomic ion channel activity involved in regulation of postsynaptic membrane potential; benzodiazepine receptor activity; GABA-gated chloride ion channel activity
Source: RefSeq, a predicted model, not a curated record
UUCUUUGAACACGUUGGGCUGGGGUGCGAGCUGGUGGCAGGGACGAUAGCGGUGGCCUGUCCGGACAGAUCAGCGAGAGGGAUGCCCGGAGGCGGGCAGCUGCAAGGGACAAUCGGACUCCCACGGGGCUGCUGCUGCCCUGCCCCGAGAGGCUCGCUGGGGGGAGGGGGCCCGUAGCGGGCCCGUGCUAUGUCCCCGGUUUUGCAAAGAGCAGCUAUGAAGAGGAAACUGAUGCGCUACAAGAUGCCGUUGGUUCUUCUCGUUUUGUUGGUGGGGGUGCCAACAAGAUCAGUGCUGGCUGACUCCCUAGAAGAUGAAGCUAAGAAUAACAUCACCAUCUUUACAAGAAUACUAGACCGACUUCUGGAUGGUUAUGAUAAUCGUCUUAGACCUGGAUUAGGAGACAGUAUAACGAAAGUCUUCACUAAUAUCUACGUAACCAGCUUUGGACCUGUUUCAGACACGGACAUGGAAUACACAAUAGAUGUUUUCUUCCGUCAAAAAUGGAAAGAUGAGAGGUUAAAGUUUAAAGGCCCAAUGAACAUCCUUCGACUGAACAACUUAAUGGCUAGCAAAAUCUGGACCCCAGACACAUUCUUUCACAAUGGGAAGAAGUCAGUUGCUCAUAACAUGACAAUGCCAAACAAACUACUACGAAUCCAGGAUGAUGGAACUCUCUUGUAUACCAUGAGGCUUACAGUCCAAGCGGAAUGUCCAAUGCACUUGGAAGACUUUCCUAUGGAUGCUCAUUCAUGCCCAUUGAAAUUUGGCAGCUAUGCUUACACAACUUCAGAAGUGACCUACAUUUGGACUUACAAUGCAUCUGAUUCCGUACAGGUUGCACCGGAUGGCUCUAGAUUGAAUCAGUAUGAUUUGCUAGGCCAAACAGUGGGAAAGGAGACCGUUAAAUCGAGUACAGGUGAAUAUACGGUAAUGACAGCUCAUUUUCACUUAAAGAGAAAAAUUGGUUAUUUUGUGAUUCAGACUUACCUCCCCUGCAUCAUGACAGUCAUUCUCUCCCAAGUGUCAUUCUGGCUGAACAGAGAAUCUGUACCUGCAAGAACAGUCUUUGGAGUAACAACUGUGUUGACAAUGACAACACUGAGCAUCAGUGCACGAAAUUCCCUCCCCAAAGUAGCUUAUGCAACAGCCAUGGAUUGGUUUAUUGCUGUUUGUUAUGCAUUUGUAUUCUCUGCAUUGAUAGAAUUUGCCACUGUAAAUUACUUCACAAAACGAGGAUGGGCAUGGGAUGGAAAAAGCGUAGUCAAUGAUAAGAAAAAAGAAAAAGCAUCUGUCAUUAAGAAAAACAAUGCCUAUGCAGUGGCUGUUGCUAAUUAUGCUCCAAACAUUACCAAGGACUCAGUGCUACCAACAAUCUCCAAGAGUGCUACCACCACAGAACCCAACAAGGCAAAGCCAGAAGCCAAGCCGCAAGAAGCAAAGAAAACAUUCAACAGUGUUAGCAAAAUUGACAGAAUGUCUAGAAUAGUGUUUCCAGUCUUAUUUGGUACUUUUAACUUAGUGUACUGGGCUACAUAUUUAAACAGGGAACCUGUCUUACUUGGGUUUGCUCCCUCAACCUAAAAGCUAAAUUACACUGGGGAUGUAUAGAAUCAUUAUAUAUCAGAUAGGUUGUUUUGCUAUGUACAGUACGACUAAUAACUGCUAAUCUGUGAACCAAUAUGUACAGAGUGUAUAUAGAUAACUUAUCCGUGUAUCUCCAAAGGAGGCACACAAUGUUUAUUCAUGGAUCUGUAAACAGAUAACACCCAUGGCUAAUAUAGCCAGCUCUUUAGAACUUCUACCCAGGGGAUUUCCUUAAAACUGGGAUUCAAAUACACAGAAUUAUAUCUUCUCCAUACAAUUAGAGGAAAAUAUGGUCCCGCAUAACUAUUUAGGAACAGUAUUUUUUUAAUUUAAAGUUAAAAUAUUUUUCUAUAAAAUAACUGAUUCUACUUUAAUGGGAAAAGCGG